UUUUGUUUCCCUUUCAAAUGUUCAUUAUCUUUCCGUUAACUUUGUUCCAAGUAAGUAUAAAUAUGUCGAUAUUUCCUUGAUAAUUUCCAAAUUCCUUUCCUUUUUUUUCUUCAUCCAACUACUUGUCUUUCGCUCCUACUAAUAUAUUUACAAUGCAAUUCUCUACCGUCGCUUUAUUCGCUGCCGUCGCCGUCGCUGCCACUGUCACUGAAACUGACUCUUCUUCUACUUUAGUCACUGUCACUGACUGUGCUUCCACCGUCACUGACUGUCCAGCUCACAAAACUUCUGAAGCUCCAGUUGCUUCUACUUCAUCUGCUGGUAACUACACUGCUCCAGCUAAUGUUUCUUCUGCUUACGAAGCUGGUGCUGCUAGACAAUUCGCUGUCGGUGGUGUUGCUUUAGCUGCUGGUGCUUUAUUAGCUUUAUAAGCGUGCUUAACUGAUUUAUAACCUAAAAUCAUUUAAAUUGUCAUUUGCAAUCUUUUUUUAAAAAUGACUGUUUGAGACGGUUUUAAUCGAUUUACCCUUAUUGAAUCCAUAUACCCUGAACCCUUAUUUUGAAGUUUACUGGAUUUUUAUAAACUACGUCUAUCGGGUAAUGAUUAGAUGUUUAUGAUGUCUUCAUUUACUGGUUGAUCUCUAUUGAAAAUCUCUGGGUUCUAUUAUAUCUUUGGUGGGCUCUUUUAAUUCUUCGGUCUCCGGUCAUUUAUUGAUACCAUGUAUCUGGC
Messenger RNA from Hyphopichia burtonii NRRL Y-1933, 730 nucleotides. RefSeq lists its product as uncharacterized. The record is from RefSeq and is a predicted model, not a curated record. NCBI's taxonomy places the organism in Eukaryota, Fungi, Ascomycota, Pichiomycetes, Serinales, Debaryomycetaceae. The transcript has a single exon. The coding region runs from base 153 to 431 and encodes 92 amino acids.